AAGUUAGACGCGAGAAUUUUUUACUUUUUCAAUUAAAAUGGCCUAAAAAUUAUCAAAUAAAUUGCAUAAACAUUGCAGAAUCACAAUUUUUCUAAACACUCACACACACACGCGCAUAUGCAUAUGCAUACAUGUGUAUAUAUGCAUGUAGAAGAGCCAACGAACUUCUCGUGCAAGAGCGACGCCGCCCAAGAAUGAAACACAAGGCAACAUAAGAAGACGGACAACCAAAACGAAGCAGAAGAAAUUUUUAUAAGCGGUUGUUGUUGUGCUUUCAUAUACGUUCCACAUACAAAGAAAGCAAAGUAUAGAACCUCACGUUCAAAUAAUUCCAAAGAAGGACGAAUCCUAAGAUCCUGAGAAAAAUUGCAGCAGCAGAGGCAGCAAAAACAAAACGAAUUAUUUUAUUUGCUGCAAAUUAAGAGUUUUAAUUUAAUUUUGAUUUAUAUGUCAUUGUGAUACGUUUCUCUAUAGUAUUGUAAGUUUUUGUUUUUCUUUUAAACGUCUUGACAAACGUAAAGAAGGCAAAUAACCAAAAAUUGAAAAGGAACUCUGUUAAAAAGAAACCAAAAAAAAGAAAACGAAACGAAAAGAAAUUAUAAAAAUGCAUUCCACAAGCAUUGAGAUUAUGUUUAAGAUUUUGCUGCUGUUGAUCAGCUACCAUAAUGAUGUGACCCUGAUUGAGGCCUGCUCUAGUCGUACCGUUGUGCCCAAGCCAAGGCCCUCGAUGUCGUCGAUGUCGGGCGGCGGUGUCGACAAUGCUUGGCCCCUGCCACCCACCCAGGCACCCAUGACCAGUACCACAACCAUACGGACAACAACAACAACGCCAAGACCAAAUAUAACAUUCCCCACAUACAAAUGCCCGGAAACUUUCGAUGCCUGGUAUUGCCUGAAUGAUGCCCAUUGCUUUGCUGUUAAGAUCGGUGAACUGCCAGUCUAUAGCUGUGAAUGCGCCACUGGCUUUAUGGGUCAACGUUGCGAAUAUAAGGAAAUCGAUGGCUCCUACACACCCAAGCGUCCACGGCCCAUGCUUGAGAAGGCCAGCAUUGCAAGCGGUGCCAUGUGUGCCCUCGUCUGCAUGAUUUUCAUUUGUGUGGCUCUCUAUUUGCGUGUUGAGAAUCGGGCCACCAAGAAGGCCUACGAACUGGAAACAGAGGAAGAGGAUUAUAUGCAAGAUACAAUUGGGGGUCCAUCGGCAUCGUCAGGCGGUCAUUGCGAAUGCUGUUGCUGUCACCAGAAAUGCUGCGAGGAUGACGAGCCUCCUCUAAUAGCCGAACGGCGGAAUCUACCAUAUUAUAUGCGUUUGGAGCACGCUCUAAUGUCGUUUGCCCAACGACGUAGCAACAGCACCAGGGACUAAAUAAUAUUACCAAUCACAAGAAUAUGCCUCUUGCCUUUUGCAUGCUAUCUCUCUCACUCACUCUCUUAAAUAUGACGAAUUUUUGAAUUUUGAUGUGCUUUAAGCCGCCGCUUGGUGAAGCGUGCUCCUCCUAUACCCUUACCCUCUACCCAAAUGUUCAAUUUGUAGACGCGUCUAACUGUAUCUCUUGUCAUGCUGAAUUUAUUUCUUACAUAUAUCCGAAUCUGUAUUUUAUGUAUUAUUUCUAAUAUUAUUACCUUAUGUGCUAGACUAUUAUUUAUUUUUUUUUUUUAAUUACUACUUUAUAAUGCUAAGACAAAUUUUUGAUAUACGUAUCCAUCACAAAUACUACACGCGCCAAGUAUUAUUUAUUAUGAGAGAAAAACUAAGAAUAUAUACACGAAAUAUAUUACGAUAUUUUUUUAAACAAAUAAAACAAGAACUGCACUUUAUAUAACGAAA
Molecule: messenger RNA, 1825 nt
Organism: Drosophila willistoni
Lineage: Eukaryota; Metazoa; Arthropoda; Insecta; Diptera; Drosophilidae
Product: protein spitz
Exons: 3
Coding region: 605-1363 (252 amino acids)
Biological process (GO): epidermal growth factor receptor signaling pathway
Molecular function (GO): receptor ligand activity; epidermal growth factor receptor binding
Source: RefSeq, a predicted model, not a curated record